UGUUCUUUAAAUCUCAAAUAAUAUUAGUAGACAGAAGGAAAAUAUUUUAUCCUCUCCCCUAUAUUCAAUUUCUUAAGUAGUUUCCUCGUAAAAUUUUUACAUUUUAUACUUCAUUAUAAUUUUUCUAAGCAGAUCAUAUCAUGGAGGACGACAAAGAGAACAAAUGCUUCCAUAUGUUGAUGAGAGCUUUCUCUUUCCUGACUCAAUUAAUUCUUAUAAUCAUCGCAGUUUUAAUACAGAUGUUUGGGUCAAUGUUUGAAAAAAUCUUCAAUGGCAAUAUAUUUCGAAGAAAAAAAGAAAGGUUGAUAAAUGAAGAAAGCGAAGAUUAUCUCUCUGUCAUUGGACAUAUUGACACUAGAAUGGAUCUCAACAAGGAUAUUAAGCAUGGAGAUGCGAGAUAUUAUCCCGCACUUUCAAUGAUGGCAGCUAAAAUAGCCUACGAAAAUGAACUUUUUAUUAAAAAAGUUGUUUCUCGUCAUUGGAAUAUGGAGUUUGUGAAAUUCUACAAGUGUUACAAUGAAAAUCUAAAGAGAAAAACAACUGAAGCGUUCAUAAUGCGCGAGGGAACUGCAGAAGAUGAUAAAUUCAUUGUAGCAUUCAGAGGAACCACAGAUGCAUAUGAUUGGAGCACCGACUUCGAUUACUCAUGGUGCAAUAUAGAUGGAAUGGGAAGAACUCAUAGGGGUUUCAUGAUAGCCUUGGGUCUAAGGGAAUUUAGUUUAUUAGAUGAAGAUUAUAAAUGUGAUUUUCCUAAUAGCCAAAUUGAGCAAGACCCUGAAAAACCUAUAGCUUAUUAUGUCAUUAGAGAUAAAUUAAAAGAAAUUAUGGCAGAAAAUAAAAGGGCAAAAUUUAUUGUUACUGGUCACAGUUUAGGGGGUGCACUUGCAAUAUUAUUUCCAGCAAUAUUGGCUUAUCAUGGAGAAGUUGAAUUAUUAGAUAGAAUGGAGGCUAUUUAUACUUUUGGUCAACCAAGAGUUGGAAAUGCUGAAUUUGGGAAAUUUAUGAAAAAGAAAUUAAGAGAGUUUAAUAUUAAGUAUUAUAGGAUUGUUUAUGGCUAUGAUAUUGUGCCUAAGCUUCCCUUUGAUAAUGCCUGGAUGAAAUUCAAGCACUUUGGGACAUCCAUCCACUUUAACAGCUUCUAUUGUGGAAAGAUAGUUGAAGAAGAAGCAAUCAAGAAAGAUGAAAAGGAAGUAAAUAUUAUGAUCAAAAUACUGAGAAAGCCGAGUGAAAUAGUGAAGUCAUUCAUGGUUUUCAUACUAAAAACAUUAAAUGCAAAGUGGGAGCUGAUAAGAGGGUUUAUAAUUGGAAUCACAGCAGGCCCAUAUUAUAAAGAGGGCUGGUUUCUUAUUGGGCUCAGGUACGUUGGCAUCAUAUUUCCAGAUUUCAUCAACCAUAAUCCUCAAGAUUAUGUUAAUUCUACUAUGUUGGGCUCCCAAGAUUUGUUCAAAUACUACCCUCAUUGACUAAUUAUCUUUUGUGUAUUAUGUUAAUGGGUGUACUUAUCUCGUGUAUAUUUAACAUUUGAAUGUCAAUUAGUCCCAAAAGAGGACAAUUCCAUAAUCUUAUAAUAUGGUCCUAGUUCUGUGUUCUUUGACAUACGAUUCUUGAAGUAGCUUGAGUUGCGAUACCAAAAAUGUGGAGACGGGUUGAACUUGUUCACGAAAAGAUAACUACUUCGUUCCU
Messenger RNA from Chenopodium quinoa (quinoa), 1683 nucleotides. RefSeq lists its product as uncharacterized. The transcript is spliced from 5 exons. Gene Ontology annotation, molecular function: triacylglycerol lipase activity. Lineage: Eukaryota; Viridiplantae; Streptophyta; Magnoliopsida; Caryophyllales; Amaranthaceae. The record is from RefSeq and is a predicted model, not a curated record. Gene Ontology annotation, biological process: lipid metabolic process. Bases 141 to 1463 code for a protein of 440 amino acids.